UUUCCACCCACACACAGGUAGAUACAGGUGCACACCUAACUCAUCAAGCGGAAGAAGAGAGUGAAAAUGUGAACUUCACACGGUCUUGUCUACUGAUUUGGCUUCAUCUACAGUUUGCUUCUCCCACUCUCCCCUGCACCUGCAUCCGGCUGAUGGUGGUGUUUGACAUGACCUCCUCCUGUGUUCUUCGUGGUGUCAUCUUCAUGAUCAUCUCCAUAACUACACCUGUAUCAGCUGUUACUACAGUACGGGUGAAGUUUAAUCAGUCUGCUGCUCUGCCAUGUGAACGGACCUGUUCUCGUGAGGCCAAAUGGAGAUUGUCCAGUAACGAUCAUGUAGUGGCUCAGUGUGAUCAGAUAUCCUGCUGGUCAGAGGAGGGAUUUAAAAUGUCCCAUGAUGAGUACCUGAAGGGAAAUCUCACCCUCACCAUCCCUGCAGCUGAUUUCAGUCAGAGGAAACUGUACACGUGUCAGUGUGAUGGCAGAGACAUUAAAGAUGUGCAGCUCGUAGUCGACAAACUGAUCUCAUUAGUUCAGCUGAAGCCUGGUGAAGAUCUGCUGCUGGAUUUGCACGUAUCAGAGCGAGUGGAGGUGAUCUAUAACCACAGAGAUUCAGAUAAACAGAUCUGCAGUGUGGACAGAAGCUCACUCCACUGUACAGCUGAAUACACCUCGAGAACAUCACUCACUAACACGGUUCUCACACUGAGAGGAGUCCGGUCGACUGAUGGGGGAGUUUACAUCGUCCGAGAUCCGGAGGAGAAGGAAGACCUUCAUAUUUACACAGUCAGUGUUGAAGCUCCAGGACCAGAGUGUGGUGUACCAGUGUGGGCGAUUGUACUGGUGGUGCUGCUGCUGCUGGUGGUGAUUGUUGGCACACUGUAUGUGAAGCGUGUAAUCCUGAGGAAGCAAAGACAACAGCAAAGAGCAGACUUGAACAGCCUGCCAGAGACAGAACGGCUAAACACGGGGACUUCAGAAGAUCAUUUCAUACAGCAGGCUAAUAAUGGAGGAGAAAGAAGGCAGAUGGCUACAGCUGUAAACGGACCCAUAGGGCGGUUCCGCAUAGGACUGGCAGAGUUGCCUGAUGUCCUACAAAUGGACAGUAGAGCAGAGAGUGGGCAGAGAUCAAACAGCUCCACAGCAGUUCACAACUGGGUGAAAGUGCCACAUAAGUGCAAACGGUCCAACUCUAGGAAAGAUGAACAAAGCUUGAGUGGUGGAGCAUGGACAUCAAGCCUUCUUAGCUCAAACAAAGCAGCUUCUUAAUUGAUCACACCUGGUUGCUACCUUUACAAAUCUCCCUCUUGUGGAGCUACGGUGUCACUUAAAGGACAAACAGCACCCCACGUCCAUACAAAUCCACACACAUACAAUACUCACUCAACCUCAUAGCCCAACCAUUCUAAAGCACAAACAGAAAUUUAAUUAAAUCUUAUAUUCGUAAAUAACAUAAAAUACAAAUGAAAACACAUUUAUGUAAGUUUUACUCAAGAGAAUAACAAAACACCUACAAAGACUAGUGUGGUCCGUUACACAUACAAAGAAAGAAAACGAGAAAUUGAGAAAAAAUAAUAAAAUGACACAGAGCUAAGACAUUACAAAACACCGCACAUUGUUCGAAAAAGGAGUGGGAAGAAGUACAAUACUUUAUACAAUAUAAAAAUAUACAAUAUAAAGUGUUUUUAUAUUUUAUAGUGUGUAUAAUGUAGUGUUUAUACACACACUAAAAUAUACAAUGUAAAGUGUUUAUAUUUUAUAGUGUGUGUAUAAUGUGAAGUGUUUAUAUUUUAUA
Neoarius graeffei (lesser salmon catfish) is the source of this 1794-nucleotide messenger RNA. RefSeq lists its product as uncharacterized. The transcript is spliced from 8 exons. The coding region runs from base 153 to 1268 and encodes 371 amino acids. The record is from RefSeq and is a predicted model, not a curated record. Lineage: Eukaryota; Metazoa; Chordata; Actinopteri; Siluriformes; Ariidae.